AUGCCACGUAAGAAAAUUUCCGACAUUGUCGAAGGACGUAUUUUGCAACUAUUACGUCAAGGAUAUUCUCAGCCUCGAAUUGUGAACAUUUUGAAACUUGAUGGUAUACAUGUAUCUCAACGUACUGUGUCAAAUGUCAAACGAAAGAUCGGCCAUCAAAGAAAUUCUGAAUCUAAAAUUAAAAUUUUUCGAACAAAAUCAUCACAAACACCAUAUAUUAUUAAGAAGGUCAUUAAGAAGAUUGACGUCGAAGAUCCACCAACUCAACGUGCUAUUGCUAAAGAUCUUCACAUCAGCCAAUCGACUGUCUCGAACAUUAUCAAAAAUUCUGGAUUUACUCUUCGAAAAAAACAGAAAGUUCAAAAGUUAACAUCAUCAAAUAUUAUGAAACGUAGACAGCGAUCAUUUCAACUUUAUCUUCGAUUAGCACGUGGUCGAUAUAAGAAGUUCAUUACAACAGAUGAAGCUUGGUUUUAUUUAGAUGGAACUGGUGGAAGAAGAAAAGUAUGUUAUAUAAAAAAAACUGAUCCCGAUUAUGAUCGCAUGAUUAUUCAACAAAACACUUCACGACCAAAAGGUUUUAUGGUAUGGGGAGGUGUAUCAAGUCAAGGAAAAACUGCACUUCGUUUUGUUGCACCUGGUACAAAAAUUAAUUCAAAUUAUUACGUUAACAAGGUUUUAAAGCCAUUUUUAGCACAAGAUGUUCCACGUUUAUUUCCAAGAAGACGAAAAAUGAAAUGGGUUCUUCAUCAAGAUUCGGCACCAAGUCAUACUGCCGAACAAACAAUUAGAUUUUUGGACCAAAACAAAAUUCAUUAUAUAACACCACAAGAAUGGAUGCCUGCUAGUCCUGAUGCUGCACCAAUGGAUUAUUCAAUAUGGGGGUAUUUGAAACAACAACUGAAUAAAAUUCAUAUUGAUUCUCUUGAUGAACUUAAAAAAAAGCUUUUGAGUGAGUGGCGAAAGAUGAGUCAGACUUAUAUCGAUAAAGUAUUAGCUUCCUGGCCAAGGAGAGUUUUAAUGAUAUAUAAAGCUCGAGGCUCUCAUAUCGAACAUCGUUUAUAAUUGUCCUUUGUUUUUGUUUAUAUAUAUGAAAAAUAAAACUGUUAAUAAUCAUGACAACAACCCUAAAAAAUUUUUUUUCAUACUUGUUUGAGAUUCAUCAAAAUUUUGGGCUAGAACCAGAGAAACUAACAAACAAAUUAUGUGAUUUGAUAGAAGAGCUGAUGCUCUAUCCAACUGUGCUCAAAUAAAAAAAAUUCGAUGUAUUGCAUAAAUACAGCAAACGACACAAAACUAGCAAAAAUAACGUAAUCAACCUGUAU
Molecule: messenger RNA, 1325 nt
Organism: Rotaria sp. Silwood1
Lineage: Eukaryota; Metazoa; Rotifera; Eurotatoria; Philodinida; Philodinidae
Source: the annotation of a GenBank genome assembly